Messenger RNA from Neopsephotus bourkii (Bourke's parrot), 5060 nucleotides. RefSeq names its product tubulin tyrosine ligase like 4 (gene TTLL4). Gene Ontology annotation, biological process: protein polyglutamylation; microtubule cytoskeleton organization. Gene Ontology annotation, cellular component: cilium. Bases 223 to 3381 code for a protein of 1052 amino acids. NCBI's taxonomy places the organism in Eukaryota, Metazoa, Chordata, Aves, Psittaciformes, Psittacidae. Gene Ontology annotation, molecular function: tubulin-glutamic acid ligase activity; tubulin binding. The record is from RefSeq and is a predicted model, not a curated record. The transcript has 17 exons.
CUGAGAUGCCAGCUCUUUCUUUGUCUUGGUCCCAGGAGACUCUCAUGGAGCUCAGCGGAUGGAGUUGUGGUUUCUCAUCCUGUGGGGAUUGCAGCCGCCCUUGCUCCCUGCCUGGGCGCUGGGCCAGGUGCUUUGCCCUGCCGGGGUAACAGUGCCUUUCAUGCUGUUUUGUUUCAGGCCAGCAAGGAUGCUGCUGUAGAUGACUGACUCACUUGUGCCUAUAUGCUGUGGCUCUAUAUGGCCUCUGCAGGACCCAAACACACUAGUCCAGGCCCCAAACAAGAGAAGAGUGUCUGGGUUGAGUCUGGCACCCUUUCAGCAGGGAGAGCUGAGCCACACCUCACUUGGCAGCAGGCAAAACCCAUCUGGACUUUAGAGAGGACGCAUGUGAGUGCUUUCCACAGCCUGCUGCCCUCAGGGAUCCCUCUGCAGCAGUCCUGCUUGUGCUCACCAUCACUAUGCCACACAUGCCCCAGUGAAGACGCCCUCCUGAGCCCAUCCUCAGCCCAACCCUGCCUGAACCCAGGCAGGAGCACUCUAUUCUACCGAUGCUCCUGCCUCAGACCUAAGCCCUAUGAGCUUCCUUUCCAAAGCCCUCUGGACACCGGCUCUACCACAAGAAGGGUGAUGUCUUCCUUGCUGACAGAACCCUGCCUGCAACCUGCACUGGCAGAGGAACGCUCUGAGACUGGGGUCAAAGGCCCUGCCCUGAGCUCAGGUCAGCAGUCUUCUGGCUUCUGUAGACCAGAGCUCAAUAACACCUCCUUCCUACGGCCAAGCAGUGCUAAAGUGCCUUUCCCUCAGUCACUGGAGAUCAAGAAGGUGAAAAACACCCAUAGCAUCCCCACCACCUCACGGUCCCACUCUAGGCAUGGAGACAGCUCCACCAGUACCAUGGUCAACAGAGCAGUUAAAAGCAGCAACCAUGCACUGGAGCAAACUGCAGUCCCGUCUGUGGCUGUUGUGCCUAGCAGUGCAACCCUCAGGAAGGACCAGUGUUUAUGGGAAGAUGCUGAGAGGAGAACACACAGCGUAAAAGAGAAGGAACCAGAGAUCUGCAUCAGCGAGGCUGUGCAGCAGCUGGCCAUACAGACUGCCACACACAAUGGCUUCGCACACAGAGCCCGAAGCUCUGCCCUUACAAACGUGGGCAGCCUGUCCAGCUGGAACAGCAAGUGCAGGCAGAACAUCAUAGCACAGGUCACCCCAAAAGAAGCCAUCACUCCUCACAACUUGGAGCCAGGUAGCCAUUGCCUUAACAGUAACUCGAGCCUUGCAGGCACCGAUGCUGCUGCUGGCUGCACUAAGCAUAUCAGUGUCCAUCCCUUGGCUUUGCCUGCUGCCUCUCCUGAGCGUGGUGCCGGCUGCCAGCGUGUGAGCACACCGAGCUCAUGCCCCGGGGACAGGGCAGUGAGAGCAGAUCCUCCGCAUGUUGUGGCCGUCGCUGAAGUGGCAACUCGGAUGUCCACAAUCCAACUGGAGAGAGAGGAGAAACGGGCCCACACUAUGCUCCCAGGAAAGCUCGAUAUCCCUUCUGAGCAGUCCCCACUGGAGCUGAGCCAUCCCCAGGAUGAAGCAGAAGAAGAACUUCCUGAUGGCCUGGAUGAGAGCAGCAGUCAGGAGGAAGACGAGGACAGUGACUCGGAUGCUUCCUCUGUGACUGGCGUGUCAUCCAGUGCAUCCGUGGCUCUUAUAUCCAGGAAGUGCAUCGAGUGCCUGGCCCAGCCUGCUGAGGCUCAGGAGAAAGUGCUCAAACCAGCUCUUGUCUCCAGUUUGUUCCCUAAUGUGCCUCCAACUCUCUACUUCAGUACUCGGGAUGAGGCAGUGGAAAAGCUGCCUUGGGAACAGAGGAAGCUGCUGCGAUGGAAAAUGUGCACAGUCACACCAAAUAUAGUGAAGCAGAUCAUUAGCAGAUCCCACUUCAGAGUCAGCAAAAAAAGCAAUGACUGGCUGGGUUACUGGGGCCACCACAUGAAAUCCCCCAGCUUCAGAACCAUCAAGGAGCACCAGAAGUUAAAUCACUUCCCUGGCUCAUUUCAAAUUGGGAGAAAGGACCGUCUGUGGCGCAACCUGUUGAAAAUGCAGGCUCGCUGUGGGAAGAAGGAGUUUAACUUUUUUCCCCAGUCCUUCAUCCUGCCUCAGGACAUCAAAUUACUCAAGAAAGCGUGGGAGGAAGGAGCUAGUCGCCAGAAAUGGAUUGUGAAACCACCAGCAUCAGCAAGAGGCAUCGGUAUCCAAGUCAUCCAUAAAUGGAGCCAGCUCCCCAAAAGGAGACCACUGCUGGUACAGAGAUACCUGCACAAACCCUACCUCAUUGGCGGGAAGAAGUUUGACCUGAGGAUCUACGUUUACGUCACUUGCUAUGAUCCCCUCAGGGUCUACCUGUUCAAGGAUGGAUUGGUUCGCUUUGCUAGCUGCAAGUAUUCCUCCUCGAUUAAGAGCCUCAGCAACAAGUUUGUGCACUUGACCAACUACAGUGUGAACAAGAAGAACACGGGGUACAAGUCCAACUCGGAUGAGACUGCUUGUCAGGGACACAAGUGGGCACUCAAAGCUCUCUGGAGUUACCUGAACCAAAAGGGAGUUAAUAGUGAGGCCAUCUUGGAGAAGAUUAAGGACAUCGUUAUCAAAACCAUCAUUGCAUCUGAGCCCUACGUGAACAGCCUGGUGAAGAUGUACGUGCGUCGCCCAUAUUGUUGCCAUGAGCUGUUUGGGUUUGAUAUCAUGCUGGAUGAAAACCUCAAGCCCUGGAUCUUAGAGGUCAACAUUUCCCCAAGCCUUCACACCAACUCCCCGCUGGAUGUGAGCAUCAAGGGCCAGAUGAUCCGGGACCUCCUCAACCUUGCUGGCUUUGUUCUUCCCAGCGCAGACAGCGUGGCCUCAAGGCCACAGACAAGAAGUGGUUCUACCUCCAGUAUGGGCAGUGCUUUGAAGGAGAAGCCCAAGCCAAUGUCUGAGCAUUUCAUAGCUGAGAAGAUGAAGAAGGUCUAUUACUUGAUGCAGAAGAUACCUGACCAGGAUUUUUAUUCUUCUGUCUUGGACAUCCUGACCCCAGAUGAUGUUCGCAUUCUGGUGGAGACAGAGGACGAGUAUUCCCGGCGUGGGCAGUUUGAGCGAGUGUUCCCCACCCACAUCUCCAUGCGGUACCUGCACUUCUUCGAGCAGCCUCGUUACUUCAACAUCCUGGUGACCCAGUGGGAGCUCAAAUACUACUUGAAUAAACACAAAGGUCUGGAGCUACUGAAGAACUGGUGUGUCAAAGGGUACCACACUGGGGCAGGAAUGGAUUUAGCCCAGAUGUGGUCACUGCCAAAAUCUUUCUUCCUCCAGAAGAGCAAUGUUCAAGCAAAUGGCUUCAGCGAACUGGACAAUAUGGGGUGAGUUUGCAGUGGCUGUGACAUGCAUGAUAUUCAGUGUGGUUUUAGGAUUGGUGUCUUGAGAGAGACGUGGCAGCAGGGAAAGCAGCUUUGUUUAAGGGGAGGGGAGCAGGUUGGUUUACAGGCUCUGCAGCCAAUCUCUGCUCCCUGGGGAGCCAACUGGUGGGGCUGGAAUGAUGAUCUAUCUGACUAGGCAUGUCUCUUCAGCACUGUGCACCCAGCUUGGGUGGGAGUGAGGCCCAGAACAGCUGGGAGUGGGUGAUGUUUGGGAUUGUCGUGGUCAGGACAUGCUGAAAAGAUGUUCCUCAGAGAGACCUGUGCCAUUUCUGUGGGCUCUGAUAUGGCCAGCAGUGAGCAGAGGCUCUCUACUGCAGCGUGGGGCUGGAGGAACAGUGAUGCCUCUGGGUCUGCCAUACUCUGCUAGCUUCCCUGGGCAAAGCUGGGCUGAAAAAUAGGUGCUGCUGGCCCUGAGAGCUUCCUGCAGAGAGGUGAAGGACUGGGGUUCCUUUGGGUGAGCCAAAGUGGAGGGCAGGCACACACCUCUGGUCUUAAGGGGAAUGGCAUUCCUGCUGCUGUGCCCAGGCCAGGAUGGAGUUGGGUUUUUGUGCAGGCAGGGAGAUCAAGCUGUGACUCUGAAGUCCCAUCAGUGCCUGGGGUGUCCAUUGGGGUGAGUAGUGCUGCCUGGGAUAGGAGAUGGAAUAGGUGAGCCUGGCAGCCCUGUCUCUCUGUAUAAAGAUACUGUAGAUGAGCAUUGCACCAUGGCCCUUUUGAUCUUUUCUCACUGUCCCUAAGCAGCACAGGGUUUCCUUUCUCCUGCAGCACGUUCCUGUCUUCAGCUGGUGAGGGCCUCAAGAGAUGCCUGGAGCCCAGCUCUGCUCAGAAAUUACCUCUCAACAAGUGCAGUGGUGGAGCCAACCAGAAACCUGCUGGCUGCCUUUCUGACACCACCUUGGUGAUGUGACCCCGCAGUUGCGGUCCCUCCCUGGGGACACCUCAACCUACCUCAAAGGAAGAGACAGAAGCUGGCUCCAGAGAGCAAGGACUGGGGGAGCCACCUGCACUGCACACUUACUUGGGGGGCUGUUUUUAGAGAGGGAAGUUCUACUGAGUAAUGAAGAGACUGGUGUGACUUCCAUCGUUAAAAGAAAUAGCAAAGCUGGGCAAUUGAGCUUUGUCUGGCCUUUUUCCUAGGCUGCUCUUAAAGCCUGACAUGGUGGUUUAUUUGCUGCAUGGUAGCUGGCUGAGCUUCGGGUCAGCCUGGCCUUCCUAUUCCUGACCAGCACGGGCUGAGCCCUGGUUUGCCUGUGUCUCCAUGAGCUGUGAGGAGCUGAGUCUGCACCUGCCCCACUGCAGCUCGUCCCCUGGAGAAGUCCCCAGCCACUCCUUACUCUGCUCCUCUGGAAGGAGCAGGGUCUUCAAACCGACCCAUUUCAUCCUUUCUCAACACCUGCGCCAGCAUCCUCCCUGCUGCUCCCUGCCAAACCCUGGGGCCUGCGUGAAGCUUGGGUCAUGUGCAUCAGACACCAUGGGUACCAGCUGUGGAGUUUGUUGUGGGGACAGUAGGGCUGCUAGCUCUCCCAGGUGGCCUGCAGCAUCUGUAUGGGGACUGCAGGCUGGUGCUCUUCUGGGCUCUGCUAUUUUCCCUUUUGUUUCUUAAGGGUUUUUAUUAAAGUUUAGCACUCA